UUGGGGUGCCAUAUAUUUCCCUGAAGUAUGGCGUGAAUUUCGUGUUUAUCAAAAUGCUAGAUUAAAUGAUGUUGAGGGUCUUAAGUUACAGAAUAUAACUGUACCAGGAAGUAGAUCAAAUCGUUGGAAACAUUCUUGGAAACGUUUCUUUAUAGAACUUGCUUAUCUUCGUGGUUACGUAAUGCUCUAUCCUAAUUAUAAGGAUUCAAUUAGUUUUUCCACUAAUCAUGCUGAAAUAGGUGUUCACAAUCAUCUCAGAGAAGGAAAAAGACGUGAUGUUUUUCAACUUCCAUUAAUGAAAGAGGAUACUUUAUUGGAAGGUUUACCUAAUGGUCGUUUACCAGAUUUUAAAGAUUUACCAACCAUGGAUCUUUGGGGAAAGGUUACAUCAACAAAAGAAUUAAUUGAACGUGGACGUGAAUUACAUUUGAAAAUUUCUGUUUGUCCUCCUACCGGCCUUGAUAAACUCACUUAUGAUCCUCAAGACUUAUUAUGUGUGGAUGAAGAAGUUUUCCGCAUUAAAAUGGAGAAACUUUCCGAGUCCGAGAUUGAACCAGUUCAAGAAAAUACCGAGAUGAAUGAAUUAUUAGUUGAAGAGGAAAACCCUACAAAACAGCCAGUAAUAGAAAAUGAUAAUAAAAUAAUUCACUCUGAUAACCAAGUGGAUGAAAUAAUUCACUCUGAUAACCAAGUGGAUGAAAUAAUUCUUUCUGAUGACAAAAAGAAUAAUAUAAUUCUUUCUGAUGACAACAAAAAUAAUAUAAUUCUUUCUGAUGACAAAAAGAAUAAUAUAAUUCACUCUGAUGACAAAAAGAAUAAUAUAAUUCACUCUGAUGACAAAAAGAAUAAUAUAAUUCUUUCUGAUGACAAAGAGAAUAUGCAUGCUUUUUUUCUUUGA
Racocetra fulgida is the source of this 898-nucleotide messenger RNA. The record is from the annotation of a GenBank genome assembly. NCBI's taxonomy places the organism in Eukaryota, Fungi, Glomeromycota, Glomeromycetes, Diversisporales, Gigasporaceae.